Messenger RNA from Lonchura striata (white-rumped munia), 1450 nucleotides. It is a transcript of the gene PLEKHA2, whose product is annotated as pleckstrin homology domain containing A2. The record is from RefSeq and is a predicted model, not a curated record. Lineage: Eukaryota; Metazoa; Chordata; Aves; Passeriformes; Estrildidae.
CCCAGGGACGCCGCGGGGGUGAUGCCAGAAGGAGCCCGGCAUGCCGUACCUGGACCGACAGAACCGUAUCUGCGGGUUCCUGGACAUUGAAGAAAAUGAGACCUGUGGCAAGUUUCUGCGGAGGUAUUUCAUCCUGGACACCCAGGCCAACCACCUCCUGUGGUACAUGGACAAUCCUCAGAACCUGGCCAUUGGAGCAGGUGCUGUUGGAUCUCUGCAGCUGACCUACAUCUCCAAGGUUAGCAUUGCCACCCCGAAACAGAAGCCUAAAACUCCAUUCUGCUUUGUUAUCAACGCUCUAUCCCAGCGCUAUUUCUUGCAAGCCAGUGACCAAAAGGACCUGCAGGACUGGGUGGAGGCACUGAACAGGGCCAGUAAGAUCACGGUGCCAAAGGGUGGCAGCGUCCCACCGGCCACGGAAGUCACCAAGGUGGUGUCCCAGGCCCAGGAGAGGAAGCCCCAGGUGGCCUACAAAACCGAGAUUGUUGGGGGGGUAGUGGUCCACACACCCAUCUCCAUCAACCAGGACGGGGAGGGCGGCGAGGCGGGUGGGCACCCUCUGCUGCGGCGCUCCCAGAGCUACAUCCCCCCCUCGGCCACCAAGCCGCCCGCCGGGCCAGCCCCACUCAAGAGCGGCUUCUGCGUCAAGCAGGGCAACGUGAGGAAGAGCUGGAAGCGGCGGUACUUUGUUCUGGAUGAGUUUUCUAUCAGCUACUACAAGUGUGAGCAGGACAAGGAGCCUUUGCGUUCGAUUCUCUUGAAAGAUGUUUGCAAGACCCACGAGUGCCUGGUCAAGUCUGGUGACCUCCUGAUGCGAGACAACCUCUUUGAAAUCAUAACGAGCUCCAGAACCUUCUACAUCCAGGCAGACAGCCCCGAGGAGAUGCACAGCUGGAUCCGGGCAAUCACAGGGGCAGUGCAGGCCCUGAAAACCCGCCCCAGGGAGAUGUCCUUUAUGAGAUCCACCUCUGUGGCCAGACCCGGGGGCUCCUCGGGCCCCUCGCAGCCACGGCCGUCGGCGGAGGAGCGGCGAGCCUCGUGCAAGGCGCCCUCCACGAGCUCCUGGCAGCCCUGGACGCCGGUGCCGCAGGCCGAGGGGCAGCGGCCGGCGCUGGGGGGGCUGCCAGCCCCGCUCAGGGACUCGGUGUUCGUGCCAGCGCUCUCGGAGUGCCAGGGCAGGGCCGUGCCCGGCACACGCCUGCGGCACCGCUCCGAGCCGCAGCACCUCAAGGAGAAGCCAUUCGCCUUUGACCUGGACGAUGAAAGUAUCCGGACCUCCGACGUCUGAGCGGCCACCGAGCCACUCCCGGCUCCACACACCGUCUCCCGGGAUCCCUGUGGGUGGUCUGGGGUAGGCCAGGUGGUCCCUUCCCUCCACCACAGCCCUUUCCUGCCACGCAGGAUCCGUCUGCACCCACACCCUGGUGCCCUGCUCUGCAGGGCGGGGGUC